Messenger RNA from Austrofundulus limnaeus, 544 nucleotides. RefSeq names its product alanine and arginine rich domain containing protein (gene aard). NCBI's taxonomy places the organism in Eukaryota, Metazoa, Chordata, Actinopteri, Cyprinodontiformes, Rivulidae. The record is from RefSeq and is a predicted model, not a curated record.
UUUUUUUUGUUUUAUUUUAUUUAAAAAAGUUGAGUUUAGUUGAAAGUUUGUUUCCACGCGACAUGGAGCGGGACAGCCACAGCGAGGACACGCUGUCRACCUUGGUCCUGGAGAACAUAAAGAACCAGCUGAUCCACGCCUUCAGGUCCUCAGCGGAGUCCAGAGCGGAGCGCCAGGACCGCAGCGUGGACCGGAGCCUCCAGGCCAACGAGGAGCUGCGGCGGGCGCAGAUCGACGGAGCCAUAACCUGGCUGAGGUCUGAGCUGAUGGAGAUGCGCACCCAGGACCUGCAGCUGGCUCAGACCCUGCUGGGCCUCAGCUCCGAGAUCCAAAGACUGAGGAGGGAGAGUUUCGUGGGGGUGGACSCAGAGGGGGACGAUCAGCAGUGAGGACGUCCACCCCACUGCUAUAAGAAAUAACUAAUUAAAAGACUUUUUUUUUUUUUCAAAUGAAUGGUUCAUUUCAACCAGAAAUAUAAAGUAAUGAACUAAACGUCUGUUCCUGCGCUGAAGAAAGCUGUGAAAUAAUAAAAAGUACAACAUCA